Messenger RNA from Silurus meridionalis, 1840 nucleotides. It is a transcript of the gene rab13, whose product is annotated as RAB13, member RAS oncogene family. Bases 491 to 1096 code for a protein of 201 amino acids. Gene Ontology annotation, molecular function: GTP binding; GTPase activity. Gene Ontology annotation, biological process: Golgi vesicle fusion to target membrane; cellular response to insulin stimulus; protein secretion. Lineage: Eukaryota; Metazoa; Chordata; Actinopteri; Siluriformes; Siluridae. The record is from RefSeq and is a predicted model, not a curated record. The transcript is spliced from 8 exons. Gene Ontology annotation, cellular component: plasma membrane; trans-Golgi network transport vesicle; endosome.
CUGUUCCAUUCCUACACAUUGCACUUUUCUUCUUUAAUGGAGCGCGUGCCUCUCCCUCUCUACGUAAGCCUCUGGGAACUCGGUAAAGGAAAACUUUUUUUCGGGGGAAAAACGCUGCCGUGCUACGCGCAUGGAUGGACACACGGCCUUCCGUUGAACGAAGGAGGGAAGAAAACUGUCGAGACUCCAAGGGAUCGUGGCGAAAACUAGAGCAAAAGUGAAGCGAUUUCUUUGGGGGUGUUUUUUUGUUGUUCUUUGAGCGCAAAAGAGAAAGUUUUGAACCGGAGGAAACCGGAGCAACGCAGAGAAACGGGUUUACCGGUGACACUUAUUUUCAUUUUUGAAUUCCUCCCCCAACCUCCACGACACAGGGAUAUAACACUAAAUGGGUGUUAAUCCGCGCUCAGGUUAAUGUUUUGAGCGAGAAGUAAAAAAAAAAGUUGCUUUUUGUUUUAAAUAAUAGUAAUAAUAAUAAUCCGGAUAAAAAAUUAUGGCAAAGAAAUACGACUUCCUCUUUAAAUUGCUGCUGAUUGGUGAUAGCGGAGUGGGAAAAACAUGUCUGAUCAUCCGGUUUGCAGAGGAUAAUUUCAAUUCCACAUACAUAUCAACUAUCGGUAUUGACUUUAAAGUGAAGACCAUCGAGGUCGAGGGGAAGAAAGUCAAGUUGCAAGUCUGGGACACAGCAGGACAGGAGAGAUUUAAGACCAUCACUACAGCGUAUUACAGAGGAGCUAUGGGGAUCAUCCUUGUGUAUGAUAUUACUGACGAGAAAUCCUUUGAGAACAUUCAAAACUGGAUGAAGAGUAUCAAGGAGAAUGCAUCAGCAGGAGUGAGUCGAAUGCUGCUGGGCAAUAAGUGUGACAUCGAAGCCAAGAGAAAGGUGUCUCAGGAGAUGGGGGAGAAGCUCGCAAAGGACCAUGGGAUUCGGUUCUUUGAGACAAGCGCAAAGUCAAGCAUCAACGUUGAGGAGUCUUUCCUUUCUCUGGCUCGAGAUAUAUUAAUGAAAUCCAGCAUGAAACCGGGCUCAUCCGGCCGUGAAGUCAGACUCACCAGCCCCAACCCGGAGAAAAAGACAUCCAAGUGUCUUCUGUUGUAAACAAAUCACCAACAGACAUCAUCCAGACCCAGAACACUCCUACAACGCAUCAGUAUUACACACAUAGGAAACGCUAAGUAACGGGACGUUGUGAAAACGUUUAAACAAAAGGUACAAAAUAACCCAAAAAAUAAAAUACCAAAUGAUAAUCCAGGCAUAGGUUUGAGGUUUUUUUGUAGAUUCGCUGUAACGAGUUCAUCACGUUAUAAUAGCGGGUCAUUCUGUAGUCGGGUUCGAGGUAUGCAACGUUUUGACAUUUUUAACUUUUAUAUUUCAGCUGGAGUUCAAGUUCAGGUAUAAGUACGAACGCUUAGGUAAAACGCUGUGGGAAUCUCUCCUCCCAGAUGCAAGCUUUAGUGCGCUCGAUUUUAUCUGUUGCACCAUUUUUUUUUUUUUUUUUUUUAUCGCCCAUAAAUUAGGCAAGUCCUGGAAUAUGACUUAGUGGUGACAAGAAUUGUGUUGAAAGCAUAAUCAGUGAUUUCAUUCUGACUCACUGGUCUGUGAGUGCACGAGUGCAGGGGGUGAUGGGUAAAACCUAGAGUAGAUUUCUGGGCCGGAAAGCAUUUGCCCUCGGCAGCAGCGAGAAGUACGGUUAAAAUUGUUUGCCAUUUUGUACAGUCUGUUUCCCUUCCACAUAUUUUUUAUAGGGAUUUUAAUGCUUCUGUUUAUAAACAGCAUCAUUUAAUGUUUUUUCUUCUUUUUUUUUUUUCCGCUGUUUCGGAAAUAAAAUUGCAUCACACCAAU